Molecule: messenger RNA, 1284 nt
Organism: Vanrija pseudolonga
Lineage: Eukaryota; Fungi; Basidiomycota; Tremellomycetes; Trichosporonales; Trichosporonaceae
Gene: ATG3
Product: Autophagy-related protein 3
Exons: 10
Coding region: 1-1101 (366 amino acids)
Biological process (GO): autophagy of mitochondrion; autophagosome assembly; nucleophagy
Cellular component (GO): cytosol; phagophore assembly site
Molecular function (GO): Atg8-family ligase activity
Source: RefSeq, a predicted model, not a curated record
AUGAACACCUCACUGCUGGCUAUCCAGGCAUGUCACACCCAGGGGACCUCUAGCCAGUACUGGGCAGUCCGUGACUACCUCUCGCCGGUGCUGCGCGAGAGCAAGUUUAAGGAGCACGGCCGUAUCACUCCAGAGGAGUUUGUCGCCGCGGGAGAUUUCCUUACGUUCAAGUUCCCCGUCUGGCAAUGGGAGAAGGGAGAUGCCAACCGCGCCCGUGACUUCCUCCCAGCGGACAAGCAGUAUCUCAUCUGCCGCAACGUGCCAUGCCUGCGACGCGCAACCGCGCUGAACUACACGGACGACGACGAGGAUGCUGAGAAGCUGCUCAACUUUCUCGACGAGGCCGAGGUUGCCGACCCCGACGACGAGUGGGUUGCAACGCACAUUGGUCGAGACUCGAAGCCUUCUGCAAUCACCGACAUUCCGGAUCUCGACGAGUCGCCAACGCUGAACGCUGCCACUGCCAACCUCCACAUUGGCGAUGACGACGAGAUUCCCGACAUGGACGACAUUCCUGAUAUGGACGAGGCCGCUGGUCUUGAGGAGGAGGAGGACACCGCUGCUGCUCGGCCGGAUGCUAGCUCGUCGUCUAACCUCCUGCAAGUGCGCACGUACGACUGCUACAUUUCAUAUGACAAGCACUACCAGACCCCCCGCUUCUGGCUCUUCGGAUACGACGAGCACAAGACGCCUCUCACGACCCAGCAGGUGUUCCAGGACGUACCUUCGGACCACGCGUUCAAGACGAUGACGAUGGAAGCGUUCCCUCACUCUGGCACUCAGCUGGCCUCGGUCCACCCGUGCAAGCACGCAAGCGUGAUGAAGAAGUUUAUCGACCGCAUGGAGGCGAGCCAGGCCGAGGCCCUCGAGGCUGGGCAGAGCCAGUCGCCUCAAAGCAGCGGCAAGCGCCGUUGGCUUGGUGGUGUCGUCCGCAAGGUCACUGGUGGUGACAAGCCUGCUGCCGACAAGGCCAAGGCGGCAGCGGAUGCAGACGGCGAGGAGCCGAGCGGUGUGCAGGUCGACUUUUACCUUGUCAUUUUCCUCAAGUUCAUUGCCAGUAUUGUGCCGACAAUCGAGGUCGACAGCACCACGUCGUUCUAAAAGGCGUAGACGGAGCCUACCACUAUUUGUUUUUAUUUUUUUCGCAUUGUCCAUGGGAGCGCGCCAUCUUCAUCGUCCUGGGCCUUGUCUUUUGGGUCAUUAAUCUGCGCUGCAGCGCUUCCAUGAGAUUUGUAUCUAUUAACCAAUAUACCAAUACAUGAAAAGAGAAGGAAUGAUACAGAA